GAACGGUCAACAAGAACAACAACACCCAACUAAUACCCUAAAAAACAACUAGCUCACCGGUCAAGAAGAAGAACAAAACGAACGCGCAGAUGGAACGAUUGGCGGAAGCAGAACAGGCACUGACCUUGGCAAAGUCGUGCGAUAUCGACCUACCAGUGACGCUCAGAAUCUCACGAAUAGAGGGAAACUAUCACAGGUCUCAGACCAAGUCCUACUCGAACCUACGCACCAGUCAGCCUCACUCGUCGCCCUUGCCCGAUCUUUACGUCGCCGUACAGCUAUGGGCUGAGAACCGACCAUUGACUUUGCCCUUUUACACACCUCACAAGAACUUUUCGACCUCCUUCACAUGGGCGACCCCGAUCACUUUACCGAUCAAGUAUCGUGACUUACCUCACUCGGCCCAACUAGCAUUCACAAUACUCGACGUCAAUCUUCCAGACGGCCUUACUCACACGUCUCAUCCCCUUUCAACAACUGACGAUACAACAGCUUCAAUUGACCAAACCACCACGGAUAAUUUCUUAUUAUCCAAUUCCACCGUCGUGGGAGGCACGACACUUGCGCUAUUUGGGAAAAAGAGGACGUUAAGAAAAGGGAAACAACGCUGUUUUAUCCAUCGUGACCGAAUCGCAGAUGGAAAUGUUUCGUCGACUACGCCUAGUAAAAUUGCGAUUGUUUCUGAGAGUGAUCCUAAUUCAUUGGAGGUUUAUGAAGAAAGUGACAAGCUGGGUAGACUCGAAAAACUCGUCAAGAAACAUGAGCGUGGUGAUCUGCCUCGACUGGAAUGGCUUGAUCAACUCGCAUUCCGACAGAUAGAAAGAAUCCAUGCUCAAGAAACGGCGAAAAGUCGAGACAUGUACUUGUAUGUCGACCUGCCUCGGUUUGAUUUUCCGAUCUUAUUCAAUGAGAUCGAGCUUCCAGCCCCAAGUCUACCCUCAACAUUAUCGGCUGUAACGCAGCCGGCCGCUGGUAAUACUUCCGCACUUUACUCCCCCCAUCAUCUCGCCGAUAUUUUCACAGUGGUCGACCCGGACAUGGUACAUGACAAUCCCAUUGAAAGUAAACACACUAGGCUUCAUAGAAGUCACCGCAAUGGUCCAUUAGAUCGCGAAUUGAGACCUGAGAAGAGUGUGCGGGAUGUUCUUAACAAUAUUUUGAGUUACCCGCCCACCAGGACACUAACACGUGACGAGAGGGACCUUGUGUGGCGCUUCCGGUUUUACUUAUCUCACGACAAGCGUGCCUUGACUAAAUUUCUCAAGUCGGUUGUGUGGUCGGACAAGGGAGAGGUGAGUCAAGCGAUCGGAAACCUUUUACCAAUUUGGUCCGAAAUUAGUUUGGACGAUGCGCUCGAGCUCCUAGGACCAUCAGAUGAUUACCGAGAACCACGAAUAAAACAGUUUGCGGUCCAACAACUCGCCCGAGCCGAGGAUGAUGAGCUGGUGCUAUAUUUGCUACAACUAGUCCAAGCGUUGAAAUUCGACCAGUCGCCUUCAGUAAGCUUCGAUCAUCACAAGACCAGUCCAUCGAGCACAGUCACGUCUCCGAUAGCCCAAUCCCAGCGUUUCUCUGUCGCCCCGUCUCAGCGAGUUAGUGUUGGUAGUAGCAGUACAGUGCUGGGAAGAGAGAACCGGUCCUCGUUCACGCCGAACGUCACAGAAACUCCUCCUAGGCGUGACUCGCAAAUCAAGCCGUUGAGUCUCGAAGACUUUUUGAUUGAACGAAGUUGUGCCAACCCGGCUGUGUUGGGCUAUCAGUUCUAUUGGUAUCUUACCGUCGAGGCUAGUGCCGAUGGGGAUAAAUCAAUGCAAGUUAUGUACGGCAGGGUCUUGCAAAAAUUCUAUGACAAAAUGCGUGAAACGGAUAGAGGUCGGUCGAUGGCUGAGACUAUUCAGCGACAAAAAUCAUUUGUGAUGUUUCUUUCAAAGUUAGCAAAUGAGAUCCGAACAUCAAAAGACGGAAGGCCAAAGAAGAUCGAAAAGCUCAAACAUGUGUUGAAAGAUCCGGCGAAACUGGCUCAACUAUUUUCAGUCGAUAGCACGAGUCAGAUAGCAGGCUUACCGCUACCGUUGGAUUCGAGUAAGAUGAUUGUGGGGGUAGAUACGGACUCAUCGACGGUAUUCAAGUCGAAUCUGUUCCCAUUAAGGUUGGCGCUUCGAUGUUCAGAUGGGACGGAGUAUCCGGUGAUCUUCAAAGACGGCGAUGAUCUUAGACAAGACCAAUUGGUCAUCCAACUCAUCAGCUUGAUGGACCGACUCCUCAGGAAAGAAAACUUGGACCUUCGCUUGACCCCUUAUAAAGUCUUGGCUACCGGUCAGACUGUGGGCCUCGUUCAGUUCAUCACCUCUAAAACUUUAGGCGAAGUCGCCGCCGUUUAUCAGGGCGGUAUCUUGGAAUACCUUAGGACUGAGAAUCCAGACUCGGGUGGUAGUCUUGGUCACUAUGGUGUUUUGCCUAGUGUUUUAGAAAACUUUGUUAGGAGUUGUGCUGGAUAUUGUGUAGUAACGUAUAUCCUAGGAGUAGGCGAUCGACAUUUGGAUAACCUAAUGAUCUCGCCGAGUGGGCACUUUUUUCAUGUGGAUUUUGGGUACAUUUUAGGACGAGAUCCGAAGCCGUUUCCGCCCUCGAUUAAGGUCUGUAAGGAGAUGGUAGACGGGAUGGGAGGCGACAAGUCGAGCCAUUAUGGUCGCUUCAAACGGCUCUGUUAUACCGCUUUUAUCUGUCUUCGUAAAAAUUCCGGGUUGAUCAUCAAUCUUGUCGGGCUCAUGAUCGAGGCUAAUAUCCCUGAUAUCAAACUCGAACCUGAUAAAGCUGUCAUGAAGGUCCAAGAAAAAUUUAGAUUGGACUUGUCUGAAGAAGAAGCUAUCAAACACUUUGAAAACGAGCUCAAUGAUACUUCUUAUUUCACUGUUGUCUUUGACAAGAUCCAUGCUGUGGCCCAGUACUGGAGAGCCUAACAAAAAAAAAGAAACUUUUUGUAUUUGUAUUGUGUAUUUGUUCAUCAUGUUUAUUGGCGGUUUGGACUUGAUAUGAUUUUGUAACAGGCACAAAAAAAAAACGUUGAGUCAAAAUUUAGG
This is a messenger RNA of Puccinia graminis f. sp. tritici CRL 75-36-700-3, 3080 nucleotides long. RefSeq lists its product as uncharacterized. Gene Ontology annotation, biological process: phosphatidylinositol-3-phosphate biosynthetic process; autophagosome assembly; phosphatidylinositol-mediated signaling. The record is from RefSeq and is a predicted model, not a curated record. The coding region runs from base 90 to 2960 and encodes 956 amino acids. Lineage: Eukaryota; Fungi; Basidiomycota; Pucciniomycetes; Pucciniales; Pucciniaceae. The transcript has 12 exons. Gene Ontology annotation, molecular function: 1-phosphatidylinositol-3-kinase activity. Gene Ontology annotation, cellular component: cytoplasm; phosphatidylinositol 3-kinase complex, class III, type I; phosphatidylinositol 3-kinase complex, class III, type II.